UUUCCCGAGAAAGCUCGAGAAAAACCCUUCGCUCUACACUUGUCAAGAUCAGUUUUUGUCGAAUACACCAUCUCAGAGGAAGUGCAACAAAAAUGUCACUCGAACAUGGUUUACUGUUGUUUCAACAACCUCUGUUGAGCUUCGAAGCAUUUGUCUGGUCUGUUCUAUUGGUCGGAGCAGUUGCCUUAUGGCUAUCCCCAGGAGGGCUUGCAUGGGCUCGUUAUAGGUCCAAGACGAGCGUUGCGAUCCCUGGCCCACUCGGUUUCCCGGUUCUCGGAUUACUCACUGUGUUCACCGGCGCCACCCCUCACCGUGUUUUAGCUAAACUCGCUAAAGCUCUUGACGCGCUCAAGUUGAUGGCUUUCUCCGUCGGGUUCACUCGGUUUAUCGUUUCCAGUGACCCGGAAACCGCGAGGGAGAUUCUGAACAACUCAGCUUUUGCCGAUAGGCCGGUCAAGGAGUCGGCUUACGAGUUGUUGUUUCAUAGAGCAAUGGGGUUUGCUCCCUAUGGCGAGUAUUGGAGGAACUUGAGACGUAUCUCAGCCACACAUUUGUUCUGUCCAAAGAGAAUCGCUGCCCUUGAAAGAUCCAGGCGUGAGAUCGGUGCUAAAAUGGUUGAAGAGAUAAACUGUUCGAUGAAAUCCAAAGGUGAAGUCUUGGUUAAAAGGGUGCUUCAUUUUGGUUCAUUGAACAAUGUGAUGGCCACUGUGUUUGGUAAAAGCUAUGACUUUGAGAAAACUAACGAAGGGUUUGAGCUUGAGGAGCUUGUGAGUGAAGGGUACGAGUUGCUGGGAACAUUCAAUUGGAGUGACCAUUUUCCUCUCAUAUACCGGCUUGAUUUGCAAGGUGUGAGGAGGAGAUGUAGAAAUCUGGUCUCAAAAGUUAAUGUCUUCGUUGAAAAGAUCAUAGAAGAACAUAGGCUGAAAAGGGUUAAUGGAGAUGAAUGUAGCAAAGAUGGAGACUUUGUUGAUGUAUUGCUUGAUUUGGAGAAACAUGAGCAACUCAGUGAGUCAGACAUGAUUGCUGUCUUGUGGGAAAUGAUAUUUAGGGGAACUGAUACUGUAGCAAUUCUGUUAGAAUGGAUUCUAGCUAGAAUGGUUUUACACCCAGAAAUCCAGGCCAAAGCUCAAGCAGAGAUCGAUUUUGUCGUCGGGAACUCGAAGCCGGUUUCGGAUACUGACAUCCGAAACCUGCCUUAUGUUCAAGCCAUCGUGAAAGAAACUUUCAGGGUUCAUCCACCCGGUCCUCUUCUCUCAUGGGCACGUUUAGCCAUCCAUGAUGUUCAUAUAGGUGACAGUUUCAUCCCAGCAGGCACAACAGCGAUGGUGAACAUGUGGGCAAUCACACACAACGAGAAGCUCUGGGCAGAGCCGGAGAAGUUCGAGCCCGAGCGGUUCAUGGAAGAAAAUGUGAGCAUUAUGGGACCUGAUCUUAGGCUGGCUCCCUUCGGUUCCGGUCGAAGGGUUUGUCCAGGGAAAGCCAUGGGGUUAGCCACCGUUCAUCUCUGGUUAGCUCAGUUGCUUCAAGCUUUCAAAUGGGUUCCUCGUGAGUACAAAGAGGUUGAGUUGGUUGAACAGUUGAAACUCUCCAUGGAAAUGAAGAGCCCUCUGGUGUGCAAGGCAAUGCCUAGGGUUGCUUGAAACUUGAACCCUUGGGGGCUGCAUUUAGGAGUUUAUGGUUAUGUUUUGUAUGCUUUUUAAGCUUUUUGAUGUGAUCUUUAAGUUUAUGGGUGCAGAUGAUGGAGA
Messenger RNA from Hibiscus syriacus, 1745 nucleotides. RefSeq names its product cytochrome P450 78A5-like. The transcript is spliced from 4 exons. Bases 93 to 1640 code for a protein of 515 amino acids. Gene Ontology annotation, molecular function: monooxygenase activity; iron ion binding; oxidoreductase activity, acting on paired donors, with incorporation or reduction of molecular oxygen. Lineage: Eukaryota; Viridiplantae; Streptophyta; Magnoliopsida; Malvales; Malvaceae. The record is from RefSeq and is a predicted model, not a curated record.